Mycosarcoma maydis (corn smut) is the source of this 2133-nucleotide messenger RNA. RefSeq lists its product as uncharacterized. The transcript has a single exon. Lineage: Eukaryota; Fungi; Basidiomycota; Ustilaginomycetes; Ustilaginales. Gene Ontology annotation, biological process: phosphatidylinositol dephosphorylation. The record is from RefSeq and is a predicted model, not a curated record. Gene Ontology annotation, molecular function: phosphatidylinositol-4,5-bisphosphate 5-phosphatase activity. The coding region runs from base 1 to 2133 and encodes 710 amino acids.
AUGUCUGCUACGCCAGAACCCUACCUGUUGGCCUCAACUUUGCUCACUCCGGAAGAACUUCCCAAACUAGUCUUGGUCACCUACGACCCCGCUUCUGCCAAGAACGACCAUGUCGCGAGUGGAAGCACCCCACCCGUCCACACACAGCGCAUAUUUGCCAUCAUAUCCAAUGUCUCUUUUGGAGUAGAGCAAUCGUGCGUUCUCGUCAUCAAGCCACGCAGAAAGGAUCCCAACACAGCAGCCUUACUCUGCGUCAUUCCCAUCCUACCCGAACUCAAAAUCGACAUCGAGCCUCAACAGGGAUGGACGGCAUCUGCUGUAACGCCGCACAAUCACCGCCUGGCAGCUACCUCGUUGGGAUUGUCGAGCUUGCCACAAAAGCUUCCAACGAUCCAUACACUGCUCGAAAGCGUGGUUCCGGACCUACUCGAUAGCAAGUCGGCUGGAAGCUCGAAUGCGGCGCUCAAGCUGACACUCUCUUACGGCCAGCAGGCUGCAUCGGGAGUAACGAGCGAUGUACGUGGCUUGAAAGACUUUUUGAGUGUGCUCAAGGAUCUGCUGAACGUGGCGCAGGAGAAUGCGUUCUCGACCGACACGACGCAUCAGUGGAUGAAGGCGUAUACCGACGAUCUAUCGUAUGACACUCUGCAACAAAGUGGUGCGCCUCGUCUCGAAACUCCGGUGUUUUCACGUUUCUCGCACAGCGCUUUCCUUCCGAGCAAUACUCACGCCGUGGGCGAGAUGCUGCGACCCGCCUCGCCCACAUCCUCGGACAUGCGCAUCUCGGUUGGAACCUUCAACGUCAACGGCCAUCUUCCUCCAGACGACAUACCCACCAUCGUUGGUCUCAAGAAGUGGAUGCGAGCAGAACAAGACCCGGAGCUCAUCGUAUUAGGUUUCCAAGAAGUCGACACCUCGUCCGGCGCCUAUCUCUACCGCUCUCCUGCGCGCGAAGAUGCUUGGAUACGAGCUGUGACGCGAGCUCUGGGACGGCGGGCGGACAAAUACCGCAAGAUCGCGUCGAAACAACUGGUAGGACUAUUAAUUCUCGUGUUUGCAGCAAAUGCCCUCGAGGUCGAUGAAGUGGCCACGGCGAGUGUUGGGAUUGGAUUGGGUGGAUUUGUGGCGAACAAGGGAGCAGUGGCAGUGAGGAUGAAAGUAGGAGAAAGGACCGUGUGCUUUGUCAACUCGCACCUGUCGGCAUUCGAUGGGUUGCAAGCGAUGGAGAGGAGGUGUUGGGAUUGGAGCGAGAUAUAUAAACGUUUGAGGUUCAGAUUGGAAGCAGGCAAGGUGGAAGAUUUCUGGGAGACGCCCAGCACAGCGGCCACGGAUAGCGUCGAUGCUAACGACAAGUUGCAUGACGAGAACCAGAUCAAGACCGCGCAGGAUGCUAACGAUGAGACGGCAGUUCAAGGUCGACUCGGACACGGCACAUUGAAAGAGCAGAUCACUGACGGAAUUAGCAACGAGGUGCAGGCCGCUGUUGUCAUGCCAACGACCAACCAACAGGCUCAGCCACCACCUGAAGAACUCACGGACCAAGUCACUGCAGCCACGCAACUCGAUAUUACUACCGACUUUCCCCCACCUGCGUCACCUGCGUCACCUCCCCUCGACCCCACCAUCUCCUCGACCCCUCUUUUUGUUGAGCAAUCAAUCAUGGAUCACGACAUAGUCUUCCACUUUGGCGAUCUCAACUUUCGACUUGACCUUUCGCACUCGGAAGCGCACCGACUCAUCCGUCAACGUCAACUCGACACGCUCUACCGCUAUGAUCAACUGGAAUCGCUGCGAACAUCCGGAUCGCUGUUUGACGACUUUUUGGAAGGUAGGACCGAGGAUUUUGCUCCGACGUACAAGUUUGAUAAGGGUACGGAUAGGUAUGACACGAGCGAAAAACAGAGGGUUCCCGCUUGGACGGAUCGGAUACUGUGGUGUGUGACAAAGGAAUGGGAAGAUGGGGACGAGCAAGGAGUGUCGCUGACGGCCGAAUGGUCAGGUGAGAAGGAGGAGAAGGCGAGGGAGAGGCAGAGGAGUCAGGGUGUGAUGCUGCAGGCGUACGAGUCGGUGACUGAUCUCAAGUUUAGCGAUCAUCGACCGGUGCGUGCGACGUUUAUUGUUCGCAUUCGUUGA